Messenger RNA from Trichoplusia ni (cabbage looper), 1595 nucleotides. RefSeq names its product 5'-AMP-activated protein kinase subunit beta-1 (gene alc). Gene Ontology annotation, cellular component: nucleus; cytoplasm; nucleotide-activated protein kinase complex. Bases 122 to 970 code for a protein of 282 amino acids. Gene Ontology annotation, molecular function: protein kinase binding. The transcript has 5 exons. The record is from RefSeq and is a predicted model, not a curated record. Gene Ontology annotation, biological process: signal transduction. NCBI's taxonomy places the organism in Eukaryota, Metazoa, Arthropoda, Insecta, Lepidoptera, Noctuidae.
UCAAGUGUCACUCAUAUGUCAUAAAUCACAUCACAAAUCGAGUUCGCGCAAAGAAAUUGUACGAGAAGUUACUUCGCACCUAUGUAACAAAAGGCUUUUCGUUGUGUAUUUUCAUUAAACAAUGGGAAACGCAGGGAGUAAUCAGCCUAAAGAAUGGCACGGAAGCGACCCUGUGACGAAGGUACCUGACGUAGGGCCCUCUUCACCUGCUAAAGAAGGAGAAGCGUUUACAUUUGAUAAAAAGGUUGAUGACGACCGUGGCGGUCGUGAUGACGAAAAUAACAUUGAAGAUGGAGCACCAUACUACACUAAGGCUGUUCCGGAAAGUGAUGUGGAGUAUACCGGGCCGCGCGAAAGAUCAAAUACGUUGACCGAAAGUACUAAGCUUAUUGAUGAUGUUAAAGUUUUGCCUACUGUUUUUAAGUGGGAAGGAGGAGGCAAACAGGUGUACAUUAGCGGAACUUUUACUGAGUGGAAGACAAUCCCCAUGGUCAAGUCCCAUGGAGACUUUGUGACUAUAAUUGAUUUACCUGAAGGUGAACACCAAUAUAAGUAUUUUGUAGAUGGUGAAUGGCGACAUGAUCCUACUGUGAAGGUUGUAGACAAUGGAAUGGGUAGUAAAAAUAACUUGGUAACGGUAAAAAUGUCUGACUUUGAAGUUUUUCAAGCCCUUGCUAAGGAUAGUGAAGGGAUUCAUAGUAGUGCUCAAACUGAGUAUUCACAGGAUAUACCUCAGUCAAAGCCCUGGGAAAAGGUUUCUGGCCCGCCUAUUCUUCCACCUCACUUGCUACAAGUUAUCCUUAACAAGGACACUCCUUUGUCUUGUGAACCAACAUUGUUACCUGAACCAAAUCAUGUGAUGUUAAAUCAUCUUUACGCCUUGUCUAUAAAAGACGGCGUUAUGGUAUUAUCCGCAACCCAUCGAUACAGAAAGAAGUACGUCACUACACUGCUCUACAAACCCAUUUAACUUACCUGGUGAUCUGAUGAAAUAUGAUCAUGUAUUACAUUGUACCUACUUACCAAAUACAACAUUAUUUCAAUAUUUAAUACACUGCAAUCAUUUUUUUAAAAACUAUCUUGACAUUAAAUAAUAAUAACACCACAUUUUUGGACUCCUAACACUUGGCACUCUCAUGCUUAUAGUUCAAGUUAGAUAAAUUUAGUACAAUGUUAUGCAGUUAUCUUAUACUUUCAUUAUAGUAUUAUUGUUUUUUUUCUAUGUUUAUUAGUUUGUAUUGUUAGUAACUAAAGUGUCUCAAGUGCAAUAGUCUAAAAGGCAGGAAAGGAAGGGACCCAGAUACUUACAGACUAAGAAGUUCCAAUAGGGAAAUUGUAUUAUCUAGAAGAAUUGGUGAACUGCACUUGCAUGUAUUGAAAACAGAUCAGUUAAAGAAUUGUGAUACAAACAACAGUUUUUGACAAAUAAUAAAUAAAUAAUUAUAUUCUAAGUGCAGCCAGAUGUGAUAAUGUACUUUUAUUUUUAAAUUAUUGACUUGUUGUGAUUGUAACUAUUAAAUAGGUAUAAAUUGAAAGAAGUGCUUUUGUUAAAGUAUGUAAACUAUAGUGUGUAAAUAAAAGUCUAUUUAAAAUUG